This is a messenger RNA of Torulaspora globosa, 1545 nucleotides long. It is a transcript of the gene RQT4, whose product is annotated as Rqt4p. Gene Ontology annotation, molecular function: zinc ion binding. The coding region runs from base 1 to 1545 and encodes 514 amino acids. NCBI's taxonomy places the organism in Eukaryota, Fungi, Ascomycota, Saccharomycetes, Saccharomycetales, Saccharomycetaceae. Gene Ontology annotation, cellular component: nucleus. The transcript has a single exon. Gene Ontology annotation, biological process: regulation of DNA-templated transcription. The record is from RefSeq and is a predicted model, not a curated record.
AUGACUAAGCUGCAAGCUAUAGAAUAUGCCGUUGGAGCUGUUUCACAGAUUUUGCCUUUAGAAGAGAACGAAGUGAAGGAUUUGUGCGAGCAGGUGUUGCAAGGCAACAGUUCGAAUUCUGAGAGUAUUGCACAGCGCUUUCUUGAGAUACUGGGCCAGAGUGAUUUGGCGUUCGAAUUUGUCAUUAGAUUUAAUGAAAUUUUGUCCCAACAGGAUGAGCCCAAGAUCAGGAAUGAGAGGAUCUAUCAAGAAUCAACCGAGCCGACUGAAAGAUCGCCUUUAAAAACAGCUACAGCCCCGAAGCCCCAAGUUGAACGUUCAGGAGCUCUUAAAGAAGUAGCCUCUUUAAAGCUCAGCUCUACACCUCUAGUCGAGGCAAAAUCUGGGCAAAAUAGCAACACCAAGCCCAAGACUAGCAAGAAAGAGCUUAUUCAAGAGAUCGACCAAGUGUGGAAAUUUCUGCAACUGGAUCACGAUGAGAAGAAUGUGACGAAAUUUGCCUGCAAUUGUCAAGGGAACCUGCAUCCGCUGUUUGAAGCGGCUCCUAACUGUCUUUCCUGCGGUAAGAUAAUAUGUGCUAGGGAAGGUCUUCAUCUAGUUCGAUGUUCAUUCUGCAGCACAGAAUUCAUACCCCUUGAAGAGAGGCUCAAGAUAGUCCAGCUAUUAAAGAGGGAGAAGGAGGAGCUAAUGAGCGAGUCGUCUACAAAGAAAUCUGCAAUGCAACAGCAACAAUCGAAUCGUAGAAACAGGUAUUCCAAGGGGCUUAAAAUAUCUUCGGGAAUGGGAACUAACUUGUUCACUGAGCAAGAUAGGCUUUUCGACUUGGUAGAAAGGCAAAGAGAAAGGGAAAGAAAGCGUGAGGAAGUUCUGCGCAAUGAAGAAGAAGAGCAGAGGAAAGAGGCAGAAAUUAGGCGGAGAGAAGAAAGGGAGCGAGACCUCGAUCCUGACUUGAUAGAAGCACAAGAGCGCUUGAAUAAACUCUUGUAUUUUCAAGAUACAUCGGCUGAGCGUACAAAGAUUAUCGACAAUGCUGCUGAUUUUAGUAUGUCGAAUGAUAGCGGUGUCUGGGGCACUGCUCAAGAGCGAGCGUUAAUGUUGAAGAAACAACAGCGUAACCUUAGAAAAUGGGAGAAGCUUGAGGGAGAAAGAAAUGGGAAACGUGAUAAAUACGUUGUCAGUAUGGACAUCGGUCCAAACGGUAAGGUGACGAUGAAAGAAGUGAGAAGGGGCAAGGAAAAAAGCACUGCGGAGUCUGAUGACGAUAUUGAUGGCAUAAGCGAUGAGGACGAUUUGAGAGAUCUGCGAGAUAUCCAAAAGCUGAAAGGUGAGGUAGAGUCGAGUAAGCAGGAGCAAAAUUCUAAUUUGCAGUCUAAAGUUUGGGACUACGAGAAGGAUAGGAAGCAGUGGGAGCCCCCCAAGUAUAUGCCCAGUUCCAGUAUAAAAAAAUCUGUAGCCACGCCUCAUGACAAAGGUGCAGAUCGAGAUCGGAAACAUAGGGUUCAAAUGGAUCAAGAUAAUCAGAGCAUAUGGGAAUUGAUUGCUUAA